CCGCCCCUUGACGUCACGGGAGGCCCGGCCCCCGCCGCCCGCCGCCCGGGGCUCCCGUUAUCCCCGCGCGGAGCGAGCGCCCCGGAAGCCUCCCCAGCCUGGGGUCAUGAUGGGCAGCAAGAUGGCGUCCGCCAGCAGGGUCGUUCAGGUAGUCAAGCCACAUACACCAUUAAUAAGGUUCCCUGACAGAAGAGACAAUCCUAAACCUAAUGUAUCAGAAGUUUUGAGAUCAGCAGGACUACCGUCUCAUUCUUCUUCAAUUUCACAGCAUUCUAAGGGAAGUAAAUCACCCGAUUUGCUGAUGCAUCAUGGUCCACCAGAUACUGCAGAAAUCAUAAAAACAUUACCUCAGAAAUACAGAAGGAAACUUGUGUCUCAAGAAGAAAUUGAAUUUAUCCAACGUGGAGGUCCGGAAUAAUCACUGACAGUGUGGCUGCUGUUUGUCAUCAGACAAAAGAAUAGUCUUUACAAUAAAGAACUUCCAAAAUGGCACAUGAGAAAUUAUACAGUAAACAACUUGAAUAAAUACUCUGUUAAAAAAAAAGAAAAAAAAUAUAGAAAAUUUAGAUGGACACUUGUAUCUUCUAAUAUAUGUUAUCUUGGUCAGUUUCUUCACAAGCUUACCUAAUUGCUUAUAUACUUAUUAAAGUAUACAUUUUUAAAUGUUAGCCUAUUAAUUUACUCUCGAUUAUCAAGUAUUACCAGUGUUGAGCUAUUAAAAGCAUACAAUAUGUAGUAAACUAUCAUAGGUUUCCCAUAAUUUCACUUUUGUUUCAGACAUGGAAAGAUUUACCAUAUAGAUUGCUGCUUUGGGGGAAUGAUUUUUCCUGAAACUGGAUAAGGAUUAGUGAAAGAAUGACUCCAUUAUUUGUUCUUUAUUUUUUUAACAUUUUUUCAUUCACAAAGUUACUGGAGUAUAACUAGUUUAAAAAGCAUAUCCUACACUAGAUGAUAAAAAUACAGUUAAGGUAAAACAGGGAACUUUGUGGUAUUAAAACUGGGAGUUAACACAAAAGAUUAUUUGUAACCUAUAUUCAGAAGAAAAUACCAGAGUUUAAAAUGGAAAAUAAGAGAUCAAAAUGAAUAUAAUCUAGGAAGAGAUGUUUGAUUAGAAAUUGCAACUUACUAUGUUAUUAAGGGUGUUAAGUCUUAAAAAAAAAAGGGGGGGGUGUUAAGUCUUACUAUUUGAUUUAUUUUACUGUUUUGUCAUGUAUGCAAAUUCUGAAAACCACUUUCUCAAACUUAAUGUCUGAAAGCCUCUUAAAAUCAACCUAAAUAUUUACCUUAUUAAAGCUAUUUAUGGAACUUUAGAGGCUUACAGUGCCAAGGGUAUGCAUUAUUGUGAAACUAAAGCGUCACAAAGCUAAAUAAAUUUUCUUCCAUACGUUGAA
Molecule: messenger RNA, 1391 nt
Organism: Canis lupus familiaris (dog)
Lineage: Eukaryota; Metazoa; Chordata; Mammalia; Carnivora; Canidae
Gene: KGD4
Product: mitochondrial ribosomal protein S36
Exons: 4
Coding region: 107-418 (103 amino acids)
Biological process (GO): 2-oxoglutarate metabolic process
Source: RefSeq, a predicted model, not a curated record